CACCGCAGCGGGAUCGGAGACAGCCGCAGGCCGACCGGGAGGGCCCAACAGGCGGCCACGAUGAGAGGAGGAACCCCGGGGGAAUGGACGUGACCGCGGCGUGAGGAGGCGACAGAGUCGCGGAGAGACGUCAGCAUGUCUGCACCGCCCACUGGACCUGGCCCUGGCCGUGGUCCAGGUCCUGGUCCAGGCCCUGGCCGUGGUCCCAGUCCCAACUCUUGUCCCAGUCCUAGUCCUGGUCCCAGUCCUAGUCCUAGUCCUGGUCCAGACCUGAGCCAUCUAACAGAGGAGGAGCGGAGGAUCAUCCAGUCUGUGAUGGAGAGACAGAAGAAGGAGGAGGAGAAGGAGCAGAGCAUGCUUAAGAAAUUACAUCAGCAGUUUGAGCAGUACAAGGACCAGGUGAAGAAACUGGGGGAGGAGCCUGCGGCCAAACAGAUGCUGAAGGUGGAGUCUCCUAUCUGCGGCGUCUGCCAUAAGACCAAGUUUGCUGACGGCUGUGGCCGAGCCUGCUGCUACUGUCAGAGCCGCUUCUGCGCCCGCUGUGGGGGGCGUGUCCUCCUGAGAGCCAAUAAGGUGAUGUGGGUGUGUAACGUCUGCAGGAAGAAGCAGGACAUCCUGACCCGCUCGGGGGAGUCUCUGCUGUCUGUCAACCACGGCUCAAUCGGGGUUUCCCACCCACAGCCCCAUGGACGUUUGAGCAACGGGGCUUCUGAUUGGACGCGGUAUGAUGAUGGCGGGAUGCCUCGCUCACCCUCAGACCAAAGUCUGGAGUACCGGGCCUGCUCACCAGGUGGUUUCCAUGGAAACAGGGCUGCACCAAUGAGAGAUGAGCGAGGUCGUUGGCACUCACAGGACCAGGUUCAGGAUGAGCUUGAGUGGCGGAGGCAGAGGGAGGAGGAGUUUCAGACUCGUUACCGCAGCGACCCAAACCUGGCCCGUUACCCCGUGAAGCCUCAGCCUAGCGAGGAGGCCAUGAGGAUGUUGGCUCACAUGGGCCGGGUUCGCCACCAACGCCGUCACAGCGAUGUUUCCCUGGCAAGUCCGGAACCUGAACAUCCGACGCUGAGAUACCCAGGUCCAGCUGUCCAUCAGAAUCGGCAUCAGGGAUUGGUCGGGCAAGGAGGUCAGAGGUCCCUGUCCGUGGACCGGGCACCCAAUCACAUCAGUCCUUCCUCCCCCCGCCUGCUACCACGGCAACACCUGGACCCUGAGAGCGCCGCCCAGAGGGGGAGGAGGGCGGGGAAGAUGUACGUGAUUGGUAGCUUCAGCAGCUCAGAGGAGGAGCUAGCGACCACGCCUGACUACGCCAGCUGUGAGGAACCUGACAGAGACAUGGACAGCCAAUGGUGGGAUCAUGGAACCUGGCAAAACGAGCCUGCACCCAUGACCACGCAUCCAGUGUCAUGGCAACCGUCCAAGGAUGGAGAGCGUCUGAUUGGUCGAAUUCUGUUGAAUAAGAGGAUGAAGGACGGGACAAUUCCGGCUGACACCGGAGCGCUGCUGGGACUCAAGGUGGUGGGAGGGAAGAUGACAGAGUCGGGCCGUCUCUGCGCGUUCAUCACCAAGGUGAAGAGAGGAAGUCUGGCUGACACCGUGGGACACCUGAGACCAGGUGAUCAGGUUCUGGAGUGGAACGGCCGGUUUCUCCAGGGCGCAACAUUUAACGAGGUCUAUAACAUCAUCCUGGAGUCCAAAGCGGACCCACAGGUGGAACUAGUGGUGUCCCGACCAGUCGGAGACGUUUCCAGAGCUGCAGACGCCGCCGUCAUCACGCUCGACUCCAGUUCUAGUUCCUUCGACUCUCAAAAAGUUGGCCCUUCGAUUUCUGUCACGUCUCCCAUGAGUCCCAGUGUUCUAUCAGGACAAGUCUCAGUUAAGCUGUGGUACGAUAAAGUCGGUCAUCAGCUCAUUGUCACUAUCCUGGGAGCCAAGGAACUUCCUGUCCGCGACGACGGUAGACCACGGAACCCAUAUGUGAAGAUCUACUUCCUGCCUGACAGAAGUGAUAAGAGCAAACGGAGAACAAAGACUGUGAAAAAGUCUGUAGAACCUCGGUGGAACCAGACCUUCAUGUACUCUCCGGUCCAUCUGCGGGAAUUCAGAGAACGCAUGCUAGAACUCACUGUGUGGGACCAGGCCCGAGUCCGCGAGGAGGAGAGCCAGUUCAUGGGAGAGGUGUUGAUCGAGUUGGAGCAUGCUCUGUUGGACGAUCAGCCUCACUGGUACAAACUGCAGCUUCAUGACGUUUCCUCUGUGCCACUGCCCAACGCCUCCCCCUACCUGCAGAGGAGGGGACUGCAGGCCGAGGACUCGCCCAGCAGCAGGAGGCUGCAGAGGUCUCAGAGGAUCAGUGACAGCGAGUUCUCGGAUUAUGACUGUGAAGACGGCAUCGGGGUGAUAUCAGACUACAGGCAGAAUGGGCGGGACUUCCACAGCUCCACCCUCUCUGUGCCGGAGCAGGCGAUGAUAUCCAAUCACUGCCCUCGAUCUGACAUGGUCAGGAUGAGGUCACGGUCGCCGAGCCAGCCACCUCCUCAUAGCGGUAACCCUCUCUACCCGCUGUACCGCGAGGACGCCGUGAGGCUGCUGAGAGGCUCCAAACUGGGCCGGGCGUACUCGGACGCCAGCCAGUACAGCAGCCUAGACAGGAGGUUCCUUAGGAGAAUGUCUGCUGCCAAUUCUCUUGAUUCCCAUGAGAGGUACUGUAAUGGUCCUAACGGUCCCUGGACCAACCACAUGGUGAAUGGGAGCUGUGAAGACUUCAGUCACGACUUUAUUCCUGACUUCCCCUACGAAGCUGAUGCCUACGAUGAUGAGCUACUCAGGUACAGCCGCGGCAUGGACCGGAGGGAUUACUACAGCCGCUCCCGCUCAGCUGACCAGCGGGCAAUGGCCCAGCGACCCAUCUACGGCCGCUCCCACUCCACCGACCGAGCUGACUCCCCCCACCUUCGAUCCAGACACUCUGCACCCCCCUCACCUGCCCCAACCAGAACAAAUCCACGGGGAGGAUCGACACAAACCAGUCCAUCAGGAACGCCCAUCUGCAGUCGCCGCGGACGCCAGCUACCCAUUGUCCCGCCUCACGGACCUCCAGACAGAAGUGUGAUGAAGGAUCCGUCAAAGAUGAGAGACAGCCUGUCCUUCAAAUCGUCAGACAGCGAUGUCAGCGAGAUGUCAGCCAUGUCCAACGACACCCGUCUGGCAGAGGCGCUGGAGGGCCAGUCAUUGGAGGUGGGGGCGGGGUCACAGGAAACAGAGGAAGUACCUGGGGAGGGAGAGGGUGUGGCUAAGCUUCAGAAGAGCGAAUCAGUGGAGGAAGGAGAAGAGGAGGAGCCAGACCAAGCCAAGGCAGCAGCUCCUCUCACCAAGUCGUCGAGUGUGGGUGGAGAAAUCUGCUCCUUGUCGAGGAAUGAUGAUGAUGAUGAUGACAAGAAGCGACGUUCGAGCUUCGGAGCUAAGAUGAUGGGAAUGGUCGGUCUGGGAAAGAAGAGCCAGAGCGCCACUCAGCUGAACCCUGAAGAGGAAGAGAAGAAGAAGAAGGUGGUGCGACUUCCUGUCCAGAGGAGCGUAGAGACUGGAUUAGCUGUUGAGUUUAAAGCUCGUUUUACUCGUCAGCAGAGCCGAGACCCCGACGCAGAGGAUCCCAAACCUGGAGCUCUCAUCUUCCCAGGGGUCAAGCUGGCAUCAGACAAACAGUUCACUGGCUUCCUGGAAGGAUUAGGCCCUGCCCAGCUGGCUGGACGGCAGACUCUAGCCACGCCCCCAAUGGGUGACAUCCAGAUCGGCAUGGUGUACAGGAAAGAGCGUCUGGACGUGGAGGUGAUCCGAGCCCGGGGGCUUGUGGGUAAACAAGGGAACAAGAACACUCCAGCUCCGUACGUGAAGGUUUACCUCAUGGAUAACGGCAAGUGUGUAUUAAAGAGAAGAACUCGGCUGGCCAGAAAAACCCUGGAUCCUCUUUAUCAACAACAGCUGCAGUUUGAAGAGAACCCUGAGGGAAAAGUACUGCAGAUCAUCGUGUGGGGUGAUUAUGGCCGGAUGGAUCAUAAAUCCUUCAUGGGAGCUGCUCAGAUCUUACUGGACGAUUUGGACCUGUCCAACAUGGUGAUUGGCUGGUUUAAACUGUUUCCUGCCACCUCAUUGGUGGACCCCACCUUGGCCCCGCUGACUAAUAAGGAGACAGAGGGGGGCAAGUCGUAAUAUCAGGAUGCAGACACAUAUCGCCAUAGUGACGGGCUGACUCCUGGAUUGCCAUAGAAACAGGCUGGUGCUGCAUGCUGCAUGGUGACAUCACAGCAUCACAGCUCAGAGGCUCCGCCCACUGAUGCCCAGACAGGAAAUGAUCCUUCUAGUGCGAGCAGGGCUCCACAGCAAGGGAUGCUGGGAAAAGAAAGGUCUAGUCCAUGUGAUCUUCAGCUGACAGCCAAUCACAACAGCUCCUCAGAGGUCAAGUGACCGUUCUACAUGUGCAUAUGAAUCAUUUCCACAGAGACUGAGGAAUGUUGAAGAAUCGCUCCUUAAGUUUGUGCAUGGAACGUUAAAAAAACAUUAAAACAUCAGAUGUGGAAUAAAGAACAUGGGAACUACAGACAUCAAGAAAAGAGAACUAAAAAAUAAAAACCAUUCUAAACACUGAUUUGUUCUCUGACCAUGUGUUCUGCCUGACACCACAUCACCGAGAGCUCUAGUAGAGGUCAUGUAGAGGUCAUUGUAGAGGUCAUUGUAAGCUCUGGUAAAGGUCAUUGCAGAGGUCAUUGUUAGCAGUGGUAUAGGUCAUUGGUAGCUGUGGUAGAGGUCAUUGCUAGCUCUGGUAGAGGUCUUUAUAGAGGGCAUUGUUAGCUUUGGUAGAGGUCAUGUAGAGGUCACUGUCAAGGGUUAGAGAGGGGCUCACCGGAUGCCUUGAAAAAACUAAGAAUGAUUUUUUUUAAAAUUACUAUUUUACACCAAAUUU
Molecule: messenger RNA, 4954 nt
Organism: Cheilinus undulatus (humphead wrasse)
Lineage: Eukaryota; Metazoa; Chordata; Actinopteri; Labriformes; Labridae
Gene: rims2b
Product: regulating synaptic membrane exocytosis 2b
Exons: 33
Coding region: 136-4203 (1355 amino acids)
Biological process (GO): intracellular protein transport; regulation of membrane potential; regulation of synaptic plasticity
Cellular component (GO): presynaptic membrane; cytoskeleton of presynaptic active zone
Molecular function (GO): transmembrane transporter binding; small GTPase binding
Source: RefSeq, a predicted model, not a curated record